Molecule: messenger RNA, 1653 nt
Organism: Acaulospora colombiana
Lineage: Eukaryota; Fungi; Glomeromycota; Glomeromycetes; Diversisporales; Acaulosporaceae
Source: the annotation of a GenBank genome assembly
AUGCUCGCUUCAAAGGCGUACCCCAUGAAUGUGAAAAAAUCUUUGCUCGCCGGUGAAAGUAAAAAUGACGAGAAAACAAUUCUAGGAAGAAGCAGUGUAAAUCUAGAACUCCCUGGUUCGGCUUCUCAUAGAUCGAAAGCAUGCCCAAAUCUUCCUAAACCACGUCAAACCCUUGGCCCAUCCCAUAUGGAAUUGCCCUCCCCAUCACCAACACCGAAGUCUCCAUGCUUCGUUCAUUCCUGCCUCGAUCGAUCACUUCCAUCGCUAUCCGAAAUUAUCAACAAAUAUGACAGUGAAAUCACGGAAUAUUCAAACCUGGCAGAAACCGCCGUUAGUGCUCGUAUCCAGAGUUUCAUGAAAACCGUCAUGAUAGUCACGAAACCCGGCGAUUUACGCCUGAUAAAUCGUACGCGCGAGUUAGCCAUGUAUCUGAUCACCACUCAUCGCUUUGGCAAGGACCAUGGAGUCACCGUGUACGUGGACAAAUCACUAAAGGAAACCAAAAGACUCGACUAUAAAGGAAUGCUACAAGAAUCACCGUUGGUCAAAGACUACUUGAAAUUUUGGACAGACGAGUUGUGCGCUAAACGCCCGGAGCUAUUUAACCUUGUUCUUACGCUUGGUGGCGAUGGAACUGUGUUGUAUACAUCUUGGCUGUUUCAAAAUGUGGUUCCGCCAGUUCUACCCUUUCACAUGGGUUCACUUGGAUUUUUGACAAACUUUGAUUUUAAAGAUUAUCCAAGACACCUCACAAAUGCCAUGGAGAAGGGCAUUCGAGUAAAUCUCCGAAUGCGUUUCACCUGCACUGUGUAUCGCAGAGUGUUUAAUCCGGAUUCCGACGUUAAAGCCAAACGGUGCGCCGAAACCGGCGAGAUCAUGAUAAAACAUUAUAUGAACGACGGAGGAAGCUGGGAAGCUCUCGAGUGUAAUUCUAAUGCGGAUGCUGAUCAUCGAUUCUCUCAAGACAAAGACUUGACGUGUUUGACCACUCAACCGUAUAAAACUUUCGAAGUUCUGAAUGAUUUGGUAGUAGAUCGCGGUGCCGGUCCUUACAUGAGUUUGCUUGAAUUGUUCGGUGAUGAUCAACACUUGACGACUGUUCAGGCUGACGGUCUCGUCAUCGCCACACCCACCGGUUCAACCGCAUACUCCGUGUCGGCAGGUGGUUCGCUCGUGCACCCUUCAAUACCCGCACUAUUGAUAACCCCAAUAUGUCCGCAUACAUUAUCUUUUCGACCGAUGCUUUUGCCGGACUCCAUGGAAUUAAGAAUAUGCGUUCCAUAUAACAGCCGUAGCACGGCGUGGGCAAGUUUUGAUGGGCGAGGCAGAAUUGAAUUAAGACAGGGUGAUCACAUCAAGGUCACACCCUCCAAGUUCCCGUUCCCGACUGUCUGCCGCGAUUCACAAUCACAAGACUGGUUCAAUUCAAUUUCGAGAUGUUUGCGUUGGAAUGAACGCGAACGGCAAAAAAGUUUUGUGAACAGCGAGCAAGAGUUAACUGAAGCCGGAGAUGAUCGACUACAAAAGACUAAUAGGGAUGAUGUAAAUAGUGUAGGAGUGAAUGACGGAUCAGAUUCGAGUAGCAACAAUAGUAACAGUGGAGGCGAAGAAGAAUGGAAAGUGGUCUCGCGCAAACAUAAAAAGAAGAAGUAA